Molecule: messenger RNA, 239 nt
Organism: Prorocentrum cordatum
Lineage: Eukaryota; Dinophyceae; Prorocentrales; Prorocentraceae
Source: the annotation of a GenBank genome assembly
GUGUGCACCGCCGCGCAGGCGCGAGGCUGUCUCCGCGCCAGGUGGCCGAGCCAGUCGUGGCGUCGUACGACCCGAGCCGCCUCCGCACGCAGGUGCAGCUCGGGCUCAGCGCCAUGCGGGGCGCGCAGCCCAACGCCGUGCGCCAGUCCAAGACCCCGUGCGCCGUCGGCCACGCAAGCGACAUCACAGAAUUCCUAGCAAACUACAUGAACUUGAGAGGUUUGACACUGAGAAGCUGA